Molecule: messenger RNA, 1239 nt
Organism: Dendronephthya gigantea
Lineage: Eukaryota; Metazoa; Cnidaria; Anthozoa; Malacalcyonacea; Nephtheidae
Product: multiple coagulation factor deficiency protein 2 homolog
Exons: 4
Coding region: 119-637 (172 amino acids)
Molecular function (GO): calcium ion binding
Source: RefSeq, a predicted model, not a curated record
AUGCUUUGAAGUCUCGUUGGUAAUACUAUAAUACGUAGCGAAGACUUUGAACAGACACGAAAACAACAGGACUUUGCAAAUAACAUAACUUUCUACAUAAGACAGUGUCAUUUUAAAAAUGGUUUUGUUUGCCACGGCGCUUUUUUUGGUCUCAACAAUUACAGCAGUGAAUUCUCAAAUGGAAAAUGUGGAAAUACAAGACCAUUCCCAACAAACGCAAGACGGCGAGCAUCUUGUUGAUCAUUUGACAGAGUUUGUUGAUUUGGGAGGACAAGGUCUUCGACAUAUUCAAGAGCAUCUAAGCGACAAAAAGGAAUUUCCGAAAGACGGACAGUUUGCCGAAGAUAUUCAAGCUAUAGAAAAUGGCGAUGAUACAAAAGGGAUCUUCUAUUUCUUUGAACUUCACGAUUUUGACAAAAAUAACAAGUUAGAUGGCUUAGAACUGCUCGUAGCUCUAACAGACCACCACGAGAAGACGAAGGAAGAAAAUGGGAAGGAGUUACUAGAGGUGGAAGUGGAGUCGCUUAUUGACAAUUUACUGGAGGAACACGACUUGAACAACGAUGGAUAUUUGGAUUUUGUUGAGCUUAUGAACACUGGCCCCGAUUCGCUUUGGAAUAAGCUGGGCAAACCUUAAAAAGAGUGACUCAAAUUUGUUCACACACUCAGAUUUCGUCGGAUCCAAUUCACUUCUGACGUAUGGAAUGUAGUCGGUUGUUCGUAAAGCAGAACGGAUUGACUUUAGUUGAUUUGCCGUCCAUAUGCAUUGCAAGACAACAGACUAUAAAACAUCCGCCAGAAGUAAAUUGGGUUCAUCGAUUGAUCUGACAAAACUGGAUUGUAUCACCGUCAGACAUCGUAAAAAUAUCGAUACGAAACAGUGAUACGAAAUUGUACCACUGAUCUGAUAAUACACUGGAUGACUGUAUAACUGAACGAAAAUAUACUGGAUUAAUGUAGGACUGAUCUGAUAAUAUACUGGAUAACUGUACCAUUGAUCCGAUAAUAUACUGGAUGAAUGUACCACUGAUCUGAUAAUAUACUGGAUAUAUUUUCUAUAAAACGAAGCCAGAAUUGCUGACAAAUUUCAAGAGCCGGAAUUAAAAAGAAUGAAAUUUUCAUGUGAAACGAUCUUCGAGUUUUUAUAUAUAAUACGCGUAAGGCCCGUAUUUUGAAAUAUAUUUUAAUAUUUAUUCAACUUCACUCUCUGACCAUUGCCAUAAUUCUUAUAAAUACGAA